AAAACAUGACAAAAACACGAUAAAUUUACUAAGUUUAUCCAGUAUUAUUCAUCUAAACAAUAUCAGAAGAUAAGAUCAUAUUCGAUAUUACCGCUUUGUCACCAUGGUUGUGGUAAAAGAUUUCAGGAAAGAUUUUUAUGACCCCAUUCAAACUCAGCGAGUUUUGGUCCUGGUGGCAUUAGAUGUGGAUGCACUGUGCGCUUUGAAGAUAUUGCAGUACCUAUUCCAAUGUGACCAUGUUCUGUACACCAUCAUGCCGGUGUCUGGGCGGCAAGAAUUGGAAACCGCUUUUAUGGAGAACUGUGAGGGAAUCAAGUGUGUUAUGAUGCUGAAUUGUGGAGGUAACAUCGAUAUUGUUGAACUCCUUCAACCUGAUGAGGAUGUGACAUUUUUCAUCUGUGAUAGUCACAGGCCAAUAGAUGUUCACAACAUCUACAAUGUGAAACAAGUGCAGCUGAUUCUGAAGGAAGAACUGGAGGAUGUGCCAGAUUUCAAUGAAAUAUUCAGAGAAGAAAAUUCUGAUGAUGACUCGGGAAACGAGAGUGAUUCAUCCGAGCGUGCUAACAAGAGACGACGGUUUGAUGAAGAGUCACUAAACCGCAAGAGAGAGAAGCGGGAAUGGUGGAACAACCGGGAGCGGACACUGUUUGAAUACUAUGAGUUCAACUCACAUGGCAUGUCUACUGCAGUGACAAUAUUUGAGUUGGCGUGGAAGAUGUCGAAGGAUACAAAUGAUUUGCUGUGGCUUGCCACCAUAGGUCUCACCGACCAAUUCGUCCACUAUAAAAUCAACAGAGAAAAAUAUAUAGAAAGUUUGGGAUCUCUUCAAUCACAUGUUUCAAGACUCAACCACAGAGGUGACGACGAGGACACAAAGAAGUCGAUAUCAUCAUUGAAGUUGGCCUUUGAAGAGGAGCUACAGCUAAACUUGUAUAGACAUUGGACGUUGUUUGACAGCUUAUGUCACUCUGUCACAACUGCAUGUAAAUUCAGGGUGUGGACAAUGAAGGGAAAGAAGAAACUGCACGAAUUCCUUGCAGAUAUGGGUUUGCCAUUAGUACAGUGCCAGCAGAAAUAUAUGUCGAUGGAUGUUAGUCUUCGGACUUCUGUGAAGGAAAUGAUAAGCAAUAAAGCAGAAAAAUAUGGGUUAUCACCAUCCGAAAUCUUCAUUCCAUCUUUCUUGGCUCAGUAUGGUUACCGUAACAAGUUAUGUGCCAUGGAUGUGGCCUAUGCAUGUGCAGCAUUAUUGGAAUCAGUGGAGAAGUCAAAGAAGCAGUCUGACUGUUUCCUCGAUGCUCUGGAUCUCCUGACUCGGGAUAGAAGCACCAUGUUGGAGAAAGGCCUAGAGAAUGCCAAGACUCAACUGAAAGCUGUUGUAAACCAAGUGAAUUCAUUCUUAGACAUGACCCAAGUCAUAUCAGCUGGGCCAUUCCUUUAUGCCUUCAUCGGGGAGGGCACUCCAGAUGUGAAGUUUUUUGCUAAGCCAAUAUGUCUUCAGAAGUUAGCCAAGUUUACACUAAAGGCCCAUUGUGCAAUGAGUAAGAGUCGUAAGGCGCCCACCCUCCCUCUCCUACUUGGUGCAGCUUUAGACAAUGACCGGGGGACAACAUUAGUGGUUGGCAUCCCACCUCUCGCUGAAGACGAUGGUAGAAAUUUCUUUGGUAAGGCAUUUGAACAAGCUGCUGAGAGUACAAGCUCAAGGAUUCUACAGGAUAGCUUUGAUUCCAAUAUUGUGGAAAUGAAAACCGAAGAUCGCAGCAAGUUUUUUGAUGCUUUAAUUAAUCUGAUGCAAUAUGAUUGAACGGAUGCUGAUGGAACGAUCCAAUGUGUCCGUGUUGGAAUGAUGAGAAGUGACUAUGUGCUUAUGUUGUGAGCUUUGAGUGUCAAUGGAGAAUGAAAUGUAAAAACACUAUCGAGUUUCUGUUGGUUCUGACGUGAAUAUUGUCUAGAUGGCAGCACUUGCCUGACAAUGAGAUACUGUGUUGAUGUGUUUUUAUGCCAGUACAGCUAUUAGGAAUCUCACGUCACAGCUCAAAUGACUCUACUGUAUGUUUGGAGGUGGAUGAAAUGCCUAUGUGCUAACGUCAUGAAGUGUAUCAUGAUGUAAAUGGGGUUAUUGAGGACUUGCAAUAUACCCCAUAGAGGUCAAUCAAGGCCAGAAUCUACAAACAUGUACAUGUAUAAGUGGGGAUCGACCUAAAGCAAGGUUGCAGCAUGUGAACCGGCCAAGUAUAGAAUUGUUCAUACCUCAGUUGCAUUUAUCUUGUUUAUAGUGUCUCGUCCAACACAUAAAUGUAAUCACACAAUAUAUUUUGU
This is a messenger RNA of Lineus longissimus, 2316 nucleotides long. Its product is annotated as cell division control protein 45 homolog. The transcript is spliced from 17 exons. Gene Ontology annotation, biological process: mitotic DNA replication preinitiation complex assembly; DNA replication initiation; double-strand break repair via break-induced replication. The record is from RefSeq and is a predicted model, not a curated record. Bases 104 to 1801 code for a protein of 565 amino acids. Gene Ontology annotation, cellular component: DNA replication preinitiation complex. Lineage: Eukaryota; Metazoa; Nemertea; Pilidiophora; Heteronemertea; Lineidae. Gene Ontology annotation, molecular function: single-stranded DNA binding; DNA replication origin binding; chromatin binding.